Messenger RNA from Trichomonas vaginalis G3, 2094 nucleotides. Its product is annotated as endocytic recycling. Lineage: Eukaryota; Parabasalia; Trichomonadida; Trichomonadidae. The transcript has a single exon. The record is from RefSeq and is a predicted model, not a curated record. Bases 1 to 2094 code for a protein of 697 amino acids. Gene Ontology annotation, cellular component: membrane; GARP complex; EARP complex. Gene Ontology annotation, biological process: Golgi vesicle transport; retrograde transport, endosome to Golgi; lysosomal transport.
AUGUCAAAUCGACCUGAAAGUUCAAUAAGUAUGGAGUUCAGAGAAUUUUACUGUGUUGGAGAUACUCCCAAGAAAGAAGAGGAUCCAACUGAUAUAAAUUCUUCUAUAUUUAACGCGAAAUUAUUAUUUGAUAAAUCAACAAAGACUCUUUCUAUACAUCAGUUAGUAGCACAAGAAAUUUCAUUAGUUGCUGAUAUAGAAUCUCUCGAUAAUGACAUGCAAACUCUAGUUUAUGACAAUUAUACAAAAUUUUUGAACGCUUCAGAUUUAGUAAUUACCUUUGGAGACAAUAUCUCAGUACUAGAAUCCCAAGUUAGUGAUCUUAGUAAUACUCUUACAAAAGUUGCUUCACACAAUGAAAAUAUUUCAUCUGGUUUACACGAAAAUCGCGAAAAAAUUCAACGUUUAAUAGGUAUUCAACGCUUGUUAGAGCGUAUUAAGUUCAUUUCACGACUUCCAUCAAUCUUAAAAUCAAAUUUACAAAAGAAAAAUUUCAAUACUGCCGUCAAGAUAUGGAUUAAAGUCGAAAAGAUACUAAGAACACAACAAAGGUUUCCAUCAUUUUCACAAAUAUACGAAGAAUCAACAGAAAUCAUGAAAGAAAUUAAAAAUAAAAUUACAGAACAGAUGUUAACAUCAGAUAUCACAGUGGAAAACUCUGUAAAUGAUGGUGUAUUACUUGUUCAGCUAGGUACAUCGCUUAUUUUGAUAUGUUCCCAGUUAAUUCAUCAUCAAUUUUUAAUUGUUGACAAUGCAAUUGAUGAAAUCGAAUUAGAAGAUGAGCCAUUCACUGCUCUUUCACAUCUCAACGAAUCCAUCAUUGAUCACACCUCAAAAUUCAUAACACUUUAUAAAUAUAAUUUAAUUCCACUUUCUCCUGACGAAGAAACUAAAACCAAAGCAGAAACAAUACUUACAGGCUUCGCCAAUAAGUUUUUCGAAAGAAUUUUGCCAAUUCUUCCUUCAGCAAAAUUAUCUGAUUUAGAUUCCAAGAAAUUGGCCGCUUACAUCAGAUUAUUCAUUGACUUAUUCAAUGUUGUUGUCAAUGAAUCAACAAUACAACAGAAUAUCCACAAAAUCAUCAAAAAUUACACGAAUCAAAGAGUCCAAAAAAUUUUUAAUUCCGCUUUUGAAAUUAUUGAGAAUGACGAUAGCUCUCAAUUAAUUGGUCACUUCACUUCUUCAUUCCUUAGUUCCAUUGACACUAUAGUUAAUGAAUUUGAGAUUUUGUCGAUGCUAGAACACAAAGAAUGCACACAAAUGUUAGUUCAAAAUUUCAGAUUACAAUUGUCAAAUUUUUCAGAAUCUGUCAAAAAUUGUCCACUAGAAAAAUCUCUUUUGGUUGCAAUUAUAUCGGAAAACAUGGCAAAUGAUAUGAUUGUCAAAAUUUUGGCGGUUUUGUCAAGAAUUGACAACGAUAUUCCUCAAUCUGUUUUGGCCAGAGAAUUGAGAACCACUUUUCUAUCGUCUUCAUUAGUAAACGUACAGAGAUUUAUCAAGUAUAAGAGAUUAGCCGUAGAACCAAUUGUAUUAACAUUUUAUGACUCAGAAAUCUUAGAAAGGAAGAAGACAACAAACGAAAUAUCGAAGAAAUCUCUGGAUUUAGUAAAAGAAAUAAAUGAAAUUUGGCAAACUUUGGAUAAUUUUUUGCCAAAAGUGACAGAAAAAAGUGGUUCCACAUCAUCUCACAUUUUAUACAACACUCCAAUACAACCAAACUUUGAUGGAGUGAGAGAUGAGACGUACAAUCACAUUGAUAGGUUGUUUACUUCAGUGAAUAGGUUGGGAUUAUCAAAAAGUGUUGGAUUGAACAAAAUUUCCAUCUUCAGUUCUAUUGUUAUUUAUACAAUGAAAACAAUACUUGAAAUUGUCAGAGAUUCUACAUUCACAUCUCCUGCAUUUAACCAAGUUCAAGUAGAUAUGUUUUACAUCUACAAGUCUUUCAACGAAAGAGUUGACAACCAAGAUUUGUUUUCUACAAUUAUUGAAGAAAUUGUCAAUUCUGCAGCAGAUAGAACAUUUAAUAUAGAACCGUUUGAACUAGCUGUCAUUAAAAAGAUUGUUGAAGAGCAGCCUUCAGUCUUAACUAAAUAA